Messenger RNA from Leishmania major strain Friedlin, 315 nucleotides. RefSeq lists its product as hypothetical. Lineage: Eukaryota; Euglenozoa; Kinetoplastea; Trypanosomatida; Trypanosomatidae. Bases 1 to 315 code for a protein of 104 amino acids. The transcript has a single exon. The record is from RefSeq and is a predicted model, not a curated record.
AUGGUCUACACCCGCUGGAAGUGCGAUCGCAUCCCUGUGCUGCAGCUGAAGCUGUUCACGCAGGAGUACAACAUGAUGGCAGUCGUUGGUCUGCUAUCCAUGGUGUUUCUGUUCAAGCACGCAAGCUACUGCUCUGAGGAGACGGAGCGGAAGAACGGCUGGUGGGCAGGCUACCCGUAUUGGCGUGACCCCAUUGCGCGUCGCAACGAGAUUCGGUACAAGCAACUGAUCAACAGCAACGAUGUGGACAUUACCGACCCGAAGUGGACUGGCUGUUCCAAGGAGCAGCUGGAGCGCCUGCGCGCGAUUGUUUGA